AUGGUAAAAGGUGUAGUAAGGAGUGUUGAAUGGUGUACUAAUCCUAACAAACAGAACCGUUUCGUAGCCUGUCGAGAUCAGUUUGUAUCUACGCCUAACUCUGUUAGUGUAUGGGAAUAUGAUGAUGAUGAUCAUAAGCUAAGCGUGAAUAUGCAGAUAAGUGGAGAUAACCUACCUGGUAAAGCCUUACAAGUAAUAAUAAUACGUAAUACGUAUCACCAUAGUAUUAUCUUAUUACAGGCUAGAUGGGGAUUGUAUGAUGAGACUAUCAUAACUAUACAUGAUGAAAAAAGUGACUAUCAUAAUGCUGCUACUAGUAUAUUCAUAUGGGAUGCUACUACUGGUGAACAAUUACAGCAGAUUGAACAUGCUCAUGAGCGCCCAAUCACUAAGUGUCAGUUCUCAUCUGAUAGAUUACUCUUCGUUACUGCAUCACAGGAUAUGACAGCUAAACUAUGGAAUAUGAGAACAUGGCAAUGUAUUAAGACCUAUACUUCGGAUCGUCCUAUUAAUGAUGCCACUAUCAAUCCUCUAUAUCGUGCUGAUGAUGUUAGUGAUGAUAAUAAUAAGAUCGAGUCGAAAACAACGACGACGACCUCGACUGUCGACGACAACGAUCAUGUUGAUAUUAUUAGUAGAAGAAGACAACAUGUGAUGAUUGGUGGUGGACAACAAGCUCGUGAUGUUACUACUACAUCGGCUAAACAAGGUAAGUUUGAAUCAUGCUUAUUCCAUAUGAUAUAUGAGAAUGAGCUUGGUAAAGUAUCGGGACAUUUUGGUCCUAUUAAUACCUUAUCUUGGUCACCUGAUGGUUAUACCUUUGUAUCGGGUGGUGAAGAUGGUUAUGUUAGAGUACAUCAUAUGGAUGAUGAUUAUACUAAUGAUAAAGAGGCUUCUAAGAAAUGGGGAGAUGAACUAUGA
Molecule: messenger RNA, 921 nt
Organism: Perkinsus marinus ATCC 50983
Lineage: Eukaryota; Perkinsozoa; Perkinsida; Perkinsidae
Product: Eukaryotic translation initiation factor 3 39 kDa subunit, putative
Exons: 4
Coding region: 1-921 (306 amino acids)
Biological process (GO): cytoplasmic translational initiation
Cellular component (GO): eukaryotic translation initiation factor 3 complex, eIF3m
Molecular function (GO): protein binding; translation initiation factor activity; RNA binding
Source: RefSeq, a predicted model, not a curated record